AUGAAAGAAAUCAUAUGUCUACAUGUUGGUCAAGCUGGUUGUCAAAUAGGUCAUGCUUGUUGGGAAUUAUUUUGUCUUGAACAUGGUAUUCAACCUGAUGGAACAUUACCAUUGAAUUGUUCAAUAAAUGAAUCUGAUCCAUCGAUAUUAACAUUUUUUGAAGAUAUUGGACAUAAAUAUACACCACGAAUGCUUUAUAUUGAUUUAGAAACAACAGUUCUUGAUGAAGUACGUACUGGUACAUAUAGACAAUUAUUUCAUCCUGAUAGAAUUAUAUCUGGUAAAGAAGAUGCUGCAUCAAAUUAUGCUCGAGGUUAUUUUACUAUUGGAAAAGAACUUAUUAAUCAUGUACUUGAUCAAAUACGUCGUAUUACUAAUCGAUGUCAUUCAUUACAAGGAUUUAUUAUUUUUCAUAGUUUUGGUGGUGGUACUGGUUCUGGUUUUACAUCUCUUCUUAUGGAACAUUUAAAUAUUGAUUAUGAAAAAAAAACACAUCUUGAAUUUGCUGUUUUUCCAUCACCUAAAUUAUCAACUAUUAUUACUGAACCAUAUAAUACAAUUUUAAAUACUCAUAUUGGUUUAGAAUAUGCUGAUUGUGUAUUUAUUGUUGAUAAUGAAGCUUUAUGGGAUAUUUGUACAAAUUUACUUGAUAUAAAAAAAGGAAAUUUUGUUAAUAUUAAUCGUCUUAUAUCACAAGUUAUAUCAAAUAUAACAGCUGGUAGCCGUUUUAAAGAUGGAAAUACAAUAGAUUUUAUUGAUUUUCAAACAAAUCUUGUACCAUUUCCACGUAUUCAUUUUCCUUUAGUUAGUUAUGCACCUAUAUAUUCAAUUGAAAAAGCUUAUCAUGAACAAAAUGAUACACAAUUAUUAACACAAGAUUUAUUUCAUAGAAAUAAUCAAAUGAUUAAAGUUGAACCAUCAACAGGAAAAUAUAUGUCUAUUGCAAUUAUAUAUCGAGGUGCAAUAUCACCAAUAGAUAUUAAUCAUACAAUUAAUAGAUUAAAAAAUGAUAGAAAAAUUUCAUUUGUUGAUUGGUGA
Messenger RNA from Rotaria sp. Silwood2, 1038 nucleotides. The record is from the annotation of a GenBank genome assembly. NCBI's taxonomy places the organism in Eukaryota, Metazoa, Rotifera, Eurotatoria, Philodinida, Philodinidae.